Molecule: messenger RNA, 2953 nt
Organism: Rhineura floridana
Lineage: Eukaryota; Metazoa; Chordata; Lepidosauria; Squamata; Rhineuridae
Gene: NABP1
Product: nucleic acid binding protein 1
Exons: 6
Coding region: 613-1290 (225 amino acids)
Biological process (GO): double-strand break repair via homologous recombination; response to ionizing radiation; mitotic cell cycle checkpoint signaling
Cellular component (GO): SOSS complex
Molecular function (GO): DNA binding
Source: RefSeq, a predicted model, not a curated record
UGCUGUGAAAGUGGUGGUGGGGUAGUUAACGGGCGGGGGAAAGUUGAAGAAGAAGAAGCUGAGGAGGAGGAGGAGGAAAGCACCUCACUCGCUGUAAAAUAAUAAUAAGAGAAAGAUCGCUCUGAUUUUAUUUUUUUUUACCAGUGCAGGGAGUAGUGGGGAGGAAAAGGGAGCCACAGAAGGCGCUUUUUCUCUUUCACCGGCAGGGGCGGCAGCAGCCGAAGCCAGCCAAACUCCGUGCCUGUUUAAUCACAGUGCCCAGGGUCCCUUCAUUCACCCAGCUUCAAGAGGGUUCUGUGGUCAGCUUUCCUCCUCCACCGAGGGGAAGAGGCGAGCUUGAGUUGCAGGGAAGAGGGCUCGCCGUGUGUGCUUCCUUGUUUCCUUAAAAAAAAAAAAAAAAAACCGCAGUCGGUAACCCUUCCCCGCCGACCUCCCAAGAGUACUGCACAUUAUUACCUUAUCGAAGGGCUGGUCAAACUCAAUCUCUUCUUCUCUCCCCCACCGUCCUUUUUCCGCCACCCCCUCUUUACCAAGUGCCUCCCAGUUAAGGGAUGCUUUGUCCUGCUCACUCUGCCCCAGCAGCACCCGUGUCUUCCUCCUGAGACAAGCAGUAUGAGCAUGGCAAAUGAAACAUACCUCUUCAUAAAAGACAUAAGGGCCGGACUGAAAAAUUUAAAUGUCAUCUUUAUUGUGCUGGAGAUCGGGCGAGUUACCAAAACCAAAGAUGGGCAUGAGGUGAGGUCCUGCAAAGUAGCCGACAAGACGGGCAGCAUCAUCAUCUCGGUGUGGGAUGAACUUGGCAGUCUCAUCCAGCCGGGCGAUAUUAUUCGAUUGACCAAAGGGGCUUCUAACGCUGCUGGUGCUCUCUUGGUUAGGUAUGCAUCUCUGUGGAAAGGAUGUCUUACGCUUUACACUGGAAGGGGAGGCGAACUUCAAAAAAUUGGGGAGUUCUGCAUGGUGUACUCAGAAGUGCCCAACUUCAGUGAGCCCAGUUCAGAUCACCCUGUGCAGCCCAAUAAAGUGGCACAGGGGGAGCAGAGUAAUAAUUCCCUUCCAUCAUCUAAUUUGGGUUCUUGUACUUUUGGGCCAACUGGAAAUGGUUUGCCAGCAGGACCUGAGCUGAGCGGAUUAUCAACUGCUUAUAAUCAUGCCUCCUCCUAUGCAGGUACUGGGAGGGUCGGCGGGCGGGGACCCGCCCCUCCUUCAGUGCCAGUGCCAUCUAACAGUGCUCGCCCCCUACAAAGCACAUUGAGUAACGGGAGGGAUCCCCGCAGAGCCUCGAAAAGAUGACCAAGCCAAAUGCCUCACUGUCCACCUAAACUCUAUAGAUGCCCUACUUGAACACUUAACUGCACUUUUAUUUAUGGUUAACUGUGAAAAAAGGUUUGUCCUACUAGUUUGCUACCUUCUGUUGUCUGGAGAGAAAAAUUUUCCUUUCUCUUUUGGUUCCCCACCCACCUGAUAACCCAGUGAAACUUCUGAUAUCACAUAACUCCAGGAAGAAAAAUGUUUUAAAAUAAGGGUCAUUGGGAUUCGUUGUUGUAUAUUAGAUACUGGUGUCUAAAACAAAAUUUGAGUUUAGUUGAAUGCUUUUUUUUGUUCAGUUUGAACUAUACAGCCUUACGGUGUGUUAGUAUCUCUUUUCUGCUCCUGUGACUGGCUAGUAGAAGCUUACAGGAUGAAACAAGGGGCAAAAGUUCUGCUUAAUCAGUGUAAGUUAGAAUUACACUGUGAGAAGUGGUGACAAACUGUCCAAGGUUAUUGUAAAAGUGUUUUUUGGGAGGUGGUGGAGGCUAUGAGUGCCAAAUGUCUCUUGCCAAAACACUUGAGCUGCUUUCCCAGGAUCCAUUUUUUAAAAUGGGAGUCCCUCCAGGAUGCCAAACAACCUCCUUGGUUUUGUGGACCCUGAUCUGUGGGCCAUAAUAAACAACAGCCCAGUGUUCCGAAUUGAAAUUCUUAACAUAUGUCUUGAACGCCUGCUAAUUGAUUUCCUUCACAGAAGCUGACAGCUUCCAAAGUUGCAGUAGAACAUGAUAUUCUUCAUGUUCUUCCUGUGGCACAGUGAGAUAUCUAAGGCCAGAAAGCUCUUUCCCACUUUGUUUUGUAGACCAGGUCGGGGGGAACCUUUGGCUCUCCAGAUAUUGCUGAAUUAAAUUCCCAUCAGCCCACAGCCAGCAUGGCUAAUGACCAGGGAUGAUGGGAGUUGUAAUUCAGUGACAUUGGGAGGGCCAAAGGUUCCCAACACCUGUUAUAGACUGUGUAACCUGGCCAUUUAUAUAAACCCUGCUAAUUUUUUAAAAAGAUACGGUUUCAAGUUUAUUCUGUUGGGAAUGGGAGGAGGGACUCCCAAUACACAGACAAAUAGCAUGUCAGGCAGAAAUCUAGGUUGAACCGUUCUCCCUGACAUGCUAGUUUUCUUUUUGGAGCCCUCCCCACCCCUGUGCCCCACACAAGCGGGGGAGUGCUUGACCUCACACUUGGGACCCAAGGAAUGCUUUACCCCUGGAUCCUGCAGAUAGUAUAAACUAGUUCAAAGCAUGUUUGGAGUGAAGAGCUAAAAUGAAACUAGUAUAUGAUCAGUGCUAAUGCCCCCUUUCCUUGAGAGCCUCCAUCUGAUCUCUCAAGUGCUUGUUUCGCACACAUAAGGCUUUUGCUUCUAGAGCUAAUUCCUUGAUUUCUAGAAAGGCAGCCUUGCACCAGUAGUUGUAAAUUAUUAUUGCAAAAUAACUGUGGUCAUGUAAAACAAAUGCGGUUUUUCCUUUUAUAUUGUAAGUAUUCUUGGUGUGUGUUAGCACCAGGUAACCCUAGAAUUAAUUCUGUCCAGUCCCAUUUUGGGGGAUCAUAUUUGGAAUUGAUGCAAAUACUGUAAAAUGACUGGUUUUUCUUUUCUUUUUUUGUCAUACUGUUGAAGCGGACCUCAUAAAUAAAAGUUGCACUAACCAUAUAAAAAUAA